UACGAAACGGAAGCUAACUCUAGCGGCGUUUGUUGUACCUGUGCUGCUGUAGUGUAUGUGUGUAACUAUGUGAAUUAUAUAUAUAUAUUCUUUACUUAGUACAUGUUUUUAUGGUUGGCACUCCCUCGCCGGUGCAGUAGAUGUCAGACGGCUGGCCUAGUUAAGAAGAUAUCUCGGGGGCUUAAUGCUGUCCAGUCCUGUCCUGCCUGGUCCUAAAUGUCAGUAUGGAUGAAGAAAACCUCGAAGCAGCCAUUGCCACCUAUGGUGCCCAGUUGCGGCAGGUAGAGACAGCCCUGUCAGCUGGCUUGGACCCCUCCCAGCAGUCAGACCUGCUCAAACUAAAAGAGGACCUUUGUCAGCUAAUAGAGCUUACUGAGGCCAGUCUGGUGUCUGUCAAAAAGAGCCGGCUUCUGGCGAGCCUUGAGGACAAUAAUGGUGUGCUGGCACAUACCUCAGGGGCAGCAGCUGACACAAACUGCAGUCUAGACACAGAGUUUGCUGCUUUUUACUCUGAGCUCGGGGAGUGUUCAGAUAGCAGCAUUGAUAAUAGAGGGAGGAACAAGGAGGGGGAUGGUGGAGUAGAGGAUGGUGAAGACGAAGAAGAAGAGGAGGAGGAGGAAGAAGAAGAUGCACUCUGUGGAACCAAAGUGAGAGCACCUUACAGGACAGCAUGGGGAACACUGGAGUAUCACAAUGCCAUGGUGGUGGGGGCAGAACCACCAGAUGGAGAUGAGGCACAAGUAAGAGUGCUUUAUGUCUACCCCACCCAGAAGUCUAUGAAACCUUGUCCAUUCUAUCUAGAAGACAAAUGUCGCUUCCAGGAUAACUGCAGAUUUUCCCAUGGUGAAGUGGUGUAUGUGUCAGAGCUCAGAGAGUUUGUGGAGUGUGACCUCAGUAAUCUUGAAGAAGGCUCGUCCUGCUUGGCUCGACACGAGGACGGCAUCUGGUACCCAGCAAAAAUCAAAGAAAUAGACAGUGGUUUCUACACUGUGAAGUUUGACUCACUCCUGCUGAAAGACGCUGUGGUCGAGGCUGACUGUGUUAUCCCGCCUUUGAGGGAAGACGACCCGCUCUCCUCUGACUCUGACCUGGAAGAGACUGGAGAUGAUGUGGCUUAUGCAAAAGUUAUCGACUCUGCUGUAGAAUCCACAGAGAAGUUAAAUACUGCUAAUUUUGGUGGCUGGGAGGCUCACACCAGAGGCAUCGGAUCCAAGCUUAUGCUCAAAAUGGGCUAUGAAUAUGGGAAAGGCUUAGGAAAGAUGCAGGAGGGUCGAGUAGAGCCAGUCAUGGCAGUCGUCCUACCCAAAGGUAAGUCUCUGGACCAGUGUGCCGAGUUCACCCAGAGACGCACCCAGAGCAAGGCCGCAAAAGAUGGCACGCUGAAGGGCAAGCCAAAGAAACGCAGAAAGCCUCAGGCUGCCACAGGAGGGCGCCACACCGUCUUUGACUUUCUCAACCACAAGCUGGCAGGCAAGAGCAUGGAUCCUGCUGAGGGGGGUGCUGCUGCGCCGUCAGCAGUGACUGGUGUGGAGGCUUACAGGGGAGGGGAAAGCACCAAGAGGAAUUUGAAUGUGAGGCUGUUCCAGGCUGCUCAGAGGGUGUCCCAGACAGAAAAAGAGAUCCAGAAACUGACCGAGUCACUCAACAGGAAAACUGGCAGGGGCGCAUCCACAGUGAAGCAGCUGGAAGAGAAGCUGUCAGCGGCCCGCCGGCUGCUGGCCCAGCAGAAAGCCCAGGAGCUGUCCAUCCAGAGAGAGCACAAGAAGGCUGACACACACAAGAAGAUGACUGAGUUCUAAGCUCACUUAGCUCAAAGACUUGGAGGAUAAAGGGAGGCACUGCUGCCUGAAAUGAACCUUUGUCCCUUGCCUGUUGUCAGUUUACUACACUGUAUUUUAAGACAUUUUUUAGCAUUAUUUCUCACCAAAUUGUGGAUUUGAGCAGGCAGUGGAACCCACUUUAUACAGAAUGGAUUAUAUGCUGAAGAUCAUUUCUGUCUUUCAAGUAUUUUCAAGGACUGGGCAGUUGUUCUGCUCAAUUUAAAUUGUACAACUCACAUUCAUUUAAAAGACAUUUUUUUAUUUGUGAUGAACAUUUUGUUUCAGUGUAUAUUCAGCACUAAAAACCAUGUGUUUGGAGAAUUCA
Molecule: messenger RNA, 2145 nt
Organism: Lates calcarifer (barramundi perch)
Lineage: Eukaryota; Metazoa; Chordata; Actinopteri; Centropomidae
Gene: zgpat
Product: zinc finger, CCCH-type with G patch domain
Exons: 7
Coding region: 225-1799 (524 amino acids)
Biological process (GO): regulation of transcription by RNA polymerase II; negative regulation of DNA-templated transcription
Cellular component (GO): nucleus
Molecular function (GO): RNA polymerase II cis-regulatory region sequence-specific DNA binding; metal ion binding; DNA-binding transcription factor activity, RNA polymerase II-specific
Source: RefSeq, a predicted model, not a curated record